AUGGGCGUUAGAGUACUAACGAAUGGUUUGACAGGUAGUAAAUCGGAUAAAUCAGAAUGCUGGAUGUCGCUCAGAGCCCCGGAACUCUUUCGUGUUAUGGAGAAAAUUGACAAGGAAUACGCCUUAGUACGAAAAGACGCCCAAAAAUACAUAGAGAAAAUUGACUUCAAUAAACGUAUGCUUGAGUUAGUGCUGGCCGAAGCCACAGUAGCUUAUCAAGAAGUUUACAAAGCAGGCCCCCUCUAUGCGAGAAUCCCAGGAGGAUUGCCCCUUGGCGGUCCGUGCAUGAUGAAAUUGCCGGACACAGUUCUUUUCUUCCAUCGUAUGAAGCUGCGUAACGACACUUUUCUCCGAGUGAACGUUCUGCACAAUGACAUGGUGAACAUGGUGCUGAGGGCACACCUCUCCGUACAUGGUUUGCACCUGAAGGGCGCUUAUGAUCAUACUACGACGGGUCAAGUGCGAGGCACGCUCGUUCACACACCCACCACUGGUGAACUUGGAAUAUUCCUGGAAGACAUAAAAUACACAAUAGAGGGUCGCUACAGAUUCAUGGGGGACAGACUCGUUAUCGAACUUAUCGUCUCAACUCUUAGUAUCCGAAAUAUGGCGUUAAAGUACCCCAAUGCAACUGACUCCGACCCCCCGGUGCGGCUAUUAAAGAAAAAUAUGGCGGAUUUCAGGACUGGGUUGAAAACUGAUCUAGAUAAGUGGGUGCAGGACUACUUUAAUGGUUACCUUAUAGUAUCGGAUUUACAAGACAUCCCUUCUCUUUGGAAACUUCGAGAAUACGACCAGUAUAAAACAUCUAAAUUAGCAGCAUUUACGGACCUCGCCGUAGCAAGGAUAAAUAAAAGGAUUCUUGAUAUUGGUGGAGACUACAUUCGCGUACCAAAGUUUAAAAUUGUAGCUGCAUACGGACUGGUUAUUAAUAUAUACGAUGGCGCUCUGCGAGGUUUGGACACCAUGUAUAGGAGGUCAGUUGCCACCACUGUUUUUAAGAGAGAUAACCUUCGCUAUGUAGAUGCUAUCAUCGGCUUCAAAGAUUUGGAGGUUUCAUACAGAUACGUUGUUAAUUUCCCGCCAGGGCCAUUGAUGCCACCAUCUCUAACCGGUGUACUUCGUAUGUCUGCUAAGGAUCUCACAGCGCACUUAUCACUAGGCUUAUUAAUGGAUCCAGAAGUUGUGGAAUUAGAUAUUAACUUCAUUAAUCCACCGGGGGCUGAUGACAUAACAAUAGAAGGUGCCGCCAAUAUAUUGAUGUCAAACUUCAAACAUAUACUGCGUUAUGAGAUUGCGACCAUUAUGUCAAACUCUUUGAUGUACGGUGUAGGAUUGCUCAGAACUCUGCCAAGAUGUGAGCCAUUUGUACCUGGUAUGCUUAGAAAUACAACAAAAUUAGGUAAAUUCAACAAAAAGAAAAGUCUUAGUACUUCAUCAAAGAAUAGCGAUGAAGCAAGAUCCAAAGAAUCUAAUUACACACGACCUCAAAGAAGACAUGGCACAACUGUGAAAAUGAUGCUAUAA
Molecule: messenger RNA, 1527 nt
Organism: Arctia plantaginis
Lineage: Eukaryota; Metazoa; Arthropoda; Insecta; Lepidoptera; Erebidae
Source: the annotation of a GenBank genome assembly